Molecule: messenger RNA, 1869 nt
Organism: Symsagittifera roscoffensis
Lineage: Eukaryota; Metazoa; Xenacoelomorpha; Acoela; Convolutidae
Product: galactose-3-O-sulfotransferase 3-like
Exons: 2
Coding region: 274-1659 (461 amino acids)
Biological process (GO): glycolipid biosynthetic process
Cellular component (GO): membrane
Molecular function (GO): galactosylceramide sulfotransferase activity
Source: RefSeq, a predicted model, not a curated record
UCAGAAAGAAUUUGCUUAUAUCUGAACUGAUACUUUGGUGAAGCUUCGGUCUCCUACUAAUAUAUAAAGGUGUCAGCUUGUAGUUUGUGAAGGCAAUUUUAGAUAUACAUAUACACAAUUUUCAGAUACAAUACUCUCAUAUCUUGCUGUUACAAUUUUUUUUUUUCAUAUUAAUAUUAAUUUAAAAUGUUUGAGUUGAAAUUUUAACUUGAUUUUUGUUGGAAAUAAAUUCUCUUGAAUAAAUUUGAAAGACAUUUUUUUUCACUUAGAUUAAUGAGCCCGCGCAAAGGUGUAAAGCCUAGCAACAGCAAAUUUAAUGCAUUUAUCGCAUUAUCCGUCGCUAUUUUCCUAUUUCUAUCAGUAGUUAUCAGCAAUUUGUUCAUAAAUUACCUGACAGUCUUAACUUUGGAUUCGAAUUCAGUGUAUAAUGACGAGCGAGAAUUUUUUUCUCAAAAUGAGCUCAAAAAGAUUCCUUGUUUUACAGACGCUAUAAAUUUAGAAAACAGUCGUAUUAAUUACUCGCUAGUUGCCGAUUUCAAAAAAUGCACUUCAGAGCCGCACUAUCACAUCGGGUUCGUCAAAACGCACAAAUGCGCCAGCGAUACAGUCGCUGGAUUGUUUUUACGAAUUGCAGACGAGCAGAAUUUACAAGUUAUUUUACCAGCCCAAAUAGAAAGCUGGAAUAUAGGCUGGCCGAGACCUAUAGGUCGAGAUUUCUUUCUACCCUCGCUAAAAAAAUCGAAACGUUAUGACAUGCAAGCCUUGCACCAUAUGUAUUCGCCUAAUCUUUGGGACGAACUUUUAGAACCCGACCGUCACUUAAUUGGCAUCAUUAGAAACCCGCUUGAUCAAUUUAUAUCUGUGUUUAAUUAUUUCCGUAUCGGAACAAGAAUUGUAAAAGACUUCCACUCUAAAAACGAAACAGUUUUUGACGAUUUUCUUCAAAAUCCGCAAGUGUAUUACGAGUAUUUUGCGCCUCAAAACAUUAUGUUUCAAAACCCAAUGCUUUUGGACUUUGGAUACACAAAAGAGAUGAAGAAACCACUCGAAGAUUUUAUUCAGUUCAUUAGAAAAAAGUUCUCUCUUAUUUUGGUUGCUGAUUUUUUGGAUGAAAGUCUGAUUUUGUUGAAGAGAAAACUUUGCUGGACAAUGCGUGAUGUUUUGUUCAUGUCGAAAAACAAGUCGCAAUAUAAAAACUUAGUGCUUGAUAAAUCGAGUGAAGAUAUGCAAAAACAACGUGAAAAGCUGUACAGAAAAUGGAGCUCAGAAGAUUAUGUGUUCUACGAGACUCUUCUGAAAGUUUUCUGGAAACGAGUCGCAGUGCAGUCUUAUUUUUACGAAGAAGUGAAAACGUAUAAGAGGAUUCGAGAGAUAGUGCUGAACUACUGCAAAAAGCCGAAAGGUCUAAAUAAACCUGUGAAGAUUUCGGCGACGCCGUUUAGCGACGAGUUCAUUAUUGACAAAGAUCUCUGCAACAGAAUGAAUAUCAACUUCAACUACCACAUUCUAAAACUCCAGAUGAAGCACAACGAAACUAAACGAGAAAAAGAAGAAUUUGAAUGGACGAAAGAAGAUUUCAUGGAGGAGUUUCAGAAACCCGACAAGAAACUGACUCUAAAGAAAGCAAGAAAAGUGCUCCCUGUAGUUGAGGAAAAUUAACAUGCACAUUUGCUACAACAACUGUAGUUAUCAUUUGCAGCUGGCAUUAAUAUUAAAUUCUAAAAAAACGUUCCAACUUUUCAAAUGUUAUUUUCCUGCAAGUUUUUGUUCACAUCUUCAAAAAAUUUCUCUGUCGGUGUCAUAGCUGAACAACAAAUAUCCUCGAAGCAAAACUUGAAUUGUUUUAAUAUUUUCAUCUUUCUCUUCUUC